Messenger RNA from Rodentolepis nana, 663 nucleotides. The record is from the annotation of a GenBank genome assembly. Lineage: Eukaryota; Metazoa; Platyhelminthes; Cestoda; Cyclophyllidea; Hymenolepididae.
AUGGUGGCGUCAGGUGUUCCUAGACGAAAUGGUCAACGACAUGCCGUCUCUGUCACAGAUAUGGCUCUGGAUUUAGUCGAAGUCUCUCAUUCCUUUGUGAUUCCUCAUAUGCCCAAUGAACCCCUCAAAAUUCGCGUUGGUAUACACUCGGGUCCUGUGUGUGCUGGGGUGGUGGGUUUGAAGAUGCCGAGAUAUUGUCUCUUUGGCGAUACAGUCAACACCGCGAGCAGAAUGGAGAGCAAUGGAGAAGCCUAUAAGAUCCACUGCAGUGACGUGACUCAUGACAUUCUGAAAAAUCUCGGCGGUUUUCUAUUUGAAGAACGAGGGACAAUCGAGGUUAAGGGCAAGGGAACGAUGCGAACCUGGUGGGUGACUGGUCGAACGCGUCCACCCAUUCCACCGGACUGCUGUCCCAUUCCCAUCCGUCGUAUAAAGAAGACAAAGCCUGUUCAAUCGCGGAGGGUCUCACACUCACCUCCCAAAUCCUCCACUCCAUCGGUUCAAUCGCCAACUAGACAAAAGAAUCCAUCCAUUUCAGUAAUUGAGACUGAAAUGAUGGUGGACCAGAAGGAAGGCAACACCAACCCCGACGCCUCGUUGAUCGAUGAUCCUGACAAGAAGGCGAAUUCAUCACUGGCACCUCCUCCCGUAAACCAUCUCUAG